AUGCGGUUGACAGCUCGACUCUUCUCGACUCCGGUCACCCCUCAAAAUCUGCUGUCGAAGAACACAUUGGCAUUGCUACCCCCGAUUCCGCUCUACCGUCGCAUUCUACGUGCUCACAGACAUUUACCUGCCGAGCAGCGGGCACUCGGUGACCAUUACGUGAGGGAUGAGUGGAGAAAGCACAAAGAUGUCGAAAAUCCGGUGCAUAUCAUUGCAUUUUUGACUGAAUGGCAACUAUACGCUCAGCAUCUUGAAGGGGAGACUUGGAGGGAUGCGAAACUGGAUAUGUCUAAAUUGGACAAGAUGAGUGACGACCAAAUCGGCCAGUUGUACGAAUUGAUGAAGAAGGCGAGGAACGAGGAUGACGACUCGUCGUCGUAA
This is a messenger RNA of Orbilia oligospora ATCC 24927, 381 nucleotides long. RefSeq lists its product as uncharacterized. Bases 1 to 381 code for a protein of 126 amino acids. Gene Ontology annotation, cellular component: mitochondrial intermembrane space; mitochondrion. The transcript is spliced from 3 exons. Gene Ontology annotation, biological process: mitochondrial respiratory chain complex II assembly; succinate metabolic process. The record is from RefSeq and is a predicted model, not a curated record. NCBI's taxonomy places the organism in Eukaryota, Fungi, Ascomycota, Orbiliomycetes, Orbiliales, Orbiliaceae.